AUGACGGACAAACGCCUCGAUGCUGAUAAAAUGAUCGAUACGUCAAGCAGUGUCGAUGAAGCCGCAAUACAGAGCGAGGAAAUCGACGAAUUAGCCGACGACGACGAUGACAGAAUGAACGAAAACUCUCAGCGAAAUGGCGAUUUCGAAUCCACUAACGGUGCUCAACCGAAUGAAGAAGAAAAGAUGGUGACUGACGAAUACACCGAGGAUAUUGGGGGGCUACAAAUGCGAGGCAAACAGGACGAGCAGUCGGGAGAUGGGAGUGAGCAUAGUAAUUUAGUAUAUGAGUUUGAAGCUGUUGUUGGACAUUGUCUAAAAACUGACAUUUGA
Messenger RNA from Paraglomus brasilianum, 333 nucleotides. Lineage: Eukaryota; Fungi; Glomeromycota; Glomeromycetes; Paraglomerales; Paraglomeraceae. The record is from the annotation of a GenBank genome assembly.